UUCUGUGUAGCACCGGUCAGCCGAGUUAUCCGAUUGUGGAGGUAAAGCUUUGCCAGAGCCGACUGCAACUACGUGGACCUAAUAUAGCCUUGUUAAUUGUCAUCAACAGCAAACCGUUCUGUGUUUUUUGCCGCCCUGCCCGAUCUUCACAGAGCCAGAGACCGGGGAGGCCACCAUGUCGACGCUUCUUCUGCGCGCUUCUCGCUUCACUUCUACCUUCUUAAACUCCACACCGCCGCCGACUCUCCUCUUUCCUCUCCGUCACCGCCACUUCUCUCUCUGCAUUCCGCUCUCGAACCCGAGCCCUCUUCUUCAAUCUCUUCCCGAUUCACAUACUCGCCGGAAACUCUCUCUUCGAGCUUUCGAUUCUUCUUCCGAGACGAGGCAGGAAGAGGAAGAGAAAGAGAAAGAGAAAGCAUCUAUUUCUUCCGAAAUUGAGGGUGAGGAUAACGGAAGUGUGGCCGCCUCCGAUAAGGAGUAUCCGAGCGGCGACUUUGAGUACAAGGAGUUCGGCCCAUGGAAAAAAUUAAUGGUGAAGAUUCGGAUGCUUGUUGCUGUUCCUUGGGAGCGCGUCCGCAAGGGCAGUGUUCUCACCAUGAAACUGCGGGGCCAGAUAUCUGAUCAGCUAAGGAGCCGUUUCUCUUCAGGACUAUCUCUUCCUCAAAUUUGUGAAAAUUUUGUAAAAGCAGCAUAUGAUCCUCGUAUCUCUGGCAUUUAUCUACAUAUUGAACCCUUAAAUUGUGGGUGGGGUAAAGUUGAGGAAAUUCGGAGGCAUAUAUUGGAUUUUAAGAAAUCAGGGAAAUUUGUUGUUGGAUAUGUCCCUGUCUGUGGAGAGAAAGAGUAUUAUCUUGCCUGUGCUUGUGAAGAGCUAUAUGUCCCUCCAAGUGCAUAUUUUGCUUUGUAUGGUUUGACAGUUCAAGCAUCAUUUCUCGGAGGUGUUCUAGAGAAUGUUGGAGUUGAACCGCAAGUGCAAAGAAUUGGGAAAUACAAAAGUGCUGGGGAUCAGCUGACACGUAAAAAUAUAUCUGAAGAAAACCGUGAGAUGCUGACUUCGUUGCUUGAUAAUAUCUAUGAAAAUUGGCUGGAUAGGAUUUCUCUUACCACAGCAAAGAAAAUAGAAGAUAUUGAGAACUUCAUCAAUGAAGGAGUUUUCCAAGUAGAAAGGCUGAAACAAGAUGGCUGGAUUACGAGUAUUAAGUAUGAUGAUGAGGUCAUGUCAAAGCUGAAAGAGAAACUAGGACUUCAGAAGGACAAAAAUCUCCCCGUAGUUGAUUACAGGAAAUACUCUAGAGUUAAGAAAUGGACUCUUGGUUUAUCAGGUGGUAGAGACCAAAUUGCAAUAAUUAGAGCCUCUGGAAGCAUUACCAGAGUUCGGGGUCCAUUUAGUGCAUCUAGUUCGGGUAUUGUAAGUGAGCAAUUUAUUGAGAAGAUUCGUACUGUAAGAGAGUCAAAAAGAUACAAGGCUGUUAUCAUCCGGAUUGAUAGUCCUGGAGGUGAUGCGCUUGCUUCUGAUUUAAUGUGGAGGGAAAUUAGACUUCUGGCUGCCUCAAAACCUGUCGUUUCAUCAAUGUGUGAUGUGGCAGCUAGUGGAGGGUAUUACAUGGCAAUGGCAGCAGGGACUAUAGUUGCAGAAAAUCUUACCUUGACAGGAUCAAUUGGGGUUGUUACAGGGAAAUUUAACUUGGGUGAACUAUACGAAAAGAUUGGCUUUAACAAGGAAAUUAUAUCAAGGGGCAGAUUUGCUGAACUUAAUGCUGCUGAACAGCGCCCAUUUAGAUCAGAUGAGGCAGAACUCUUUGCUAAGUCUGCACAGAAUGCAUAUAAACAAUUUCGAGACAAAGCAGCAUUUUCAAGAUCAAUGACUAUAGAGAAGAUGGAGGAGGUUGCACAGGGUAGAGUUUGGACGGGUAAAGAUGCAGCUUCCCGAGGUUUGGUUGAUGCUAUUGGUGGGCUCUCUCGGGCUGUUGCUAUAGCAAAACAAAAAGCUAAUAUACCGCAGGACAGACAGGUUGAUCUUGUUGAGGUGUCGAGACCUUCGCCAUCUCUACCAGAAGUGUUGAGUGGGAUUGGCAGUUCCCUUGUUGGAGUGGACAGGACAGUGAAAGAGCUGUUGCGAGAUUUGGUGGAUUCAGAUGGAAUUCAAGCCCGGAUGGACGGUAUUCUGUUCCAAAAGCAGCUUGAGGGAGCUACCUAUGCCACCAAUUUUAUGAAUUUGGUCAAAGAUUACUUGAGUUCCCUCUGAGCUCAGGCCUCUCUCUCUCUCAAUCAAAAUCCAUAUUUCUUCAGUAACUUGCGUUAAUAAUUGUGUAGAAUAGCUAGAGAGAGAGAGAUGCCUAGGCCACUCCACUCCACUCCAGUGACUUAAAAUCUCUUGUCACCUGCUCUCAUCUCGUGAAACCUUUGGAUAUUGCAAUAAACAUGUAAUGAAGAUGAUAAUUUCAUUUGCAAUAUAUAAUAGUGCAGUGGCGGCGAUA
This is a messenger RNA of Diospyros lotus (date-plum), 2474 nucleotides long. RefSeq names its product serine protease SPPA, chloroplastic-like. Gene Ontology annotation, molecular function: peptidase activity. Lineage: Eukaryota; Viridiplantae; Streptophyta; Magnoliopsida; Ericales; Ebenaceae. Gene Ontology annotation, biological process: proteolysis. The transcript is spliced from 13 exons. The coding region runs from base 176 to 2242 and encodes 688 amino acids. The record is from RefSeq and is a predicted model, not a curated record.